Carya illinoinensis is the source of this 760-nucleotide messenger RNA. Its product is annotated as cytochrome b-c1 complex subunit 9-like. The record is from RefSeq and is a predicted model, not a curated record. The transcript is spliced from 3 exons. The coding region runs from base 120 to 338 and encodes 72 amino acids. Gene Ontology annotation, biological process: mitochondrial electron transport, ubiquinol to cytochrome c. Lineage: Eukaryota; Viridiplantae; Streptophyta; Magnoliopsida; Fagales; Juglandaceae.
GACCUUUUCAAGAAGCAUCCACGAUUACAAAUGGAAGAAUCAAGGCCGAGAACGCCCGGUAAAGACUAGCGCAAGCACAAGAUCGGGAGCGGGGAAGAGACAAAGCAAUUGAGGUCACCAUGGAUUCAAAGGCUCUAAGAAGCGGCGGAGGCCUUCUCGAAGGGAUUUACAGGGUGAUCAUGCGCCGCACCUCCGUCUACGCCACAUUCGUCAUCGCCGGCGCUUUCGUCGGAGAACGGGUUGUGGACUAUGGUGUUCAUAAACUCUGGGAAUACAACAAUAUUGGGAAACGUUAUGAAGACAUUCCAGUCUUGGGGCAAAGGCAAUCAGAAGAAUGACUUGUUGAAUUCCUUCCCUUGGCGAUUUUUAAGUCCAUUCUUGUUUGGGAGGCAUCUUCUUAUUUGAAAGCUUUGUGCAUGUUUGUAAAAAAUAUUAUAUUCUUGGGUGCAUCAGACAUUUUCAAGCACGGUUCCGUUCAUCCUGGCUGUUUGGGAGUCAUAGAAAUUUGUCUGGGAACAUUUAUCUCCAGGUUCACUUUCUGAGACUCUGAUCAGAUUCUCUCAUUUCCGCAUUCUGGUGGUUGGUUUUAACCACGAGUAAUGAUCGUGAUUUUUCUGUGGGAAACUAUGGAAGUAUGUGUUGAUCCCUAUCUUUGGGACGAAUAUUUGGGCAUAGGUGGAUGUUCAACCGGGUGUUAAGUAGCAAGGGAUAUUGUAUGAAUUGAAUUUAAUCCUUUAAAUAAUUUUCGUUUGACUACUUA